AAAUUACUAUUUCACCCACGAAUUUGCAUUUAUGCUACAAUCUCCACCCCAAAAUUCAAUUUGUUCACAAAUGGGUGUUGGGCAUCAAUCAAGAUUUUCAAGAAUGGCUCUUAUCACCUUGAGCCCUUUACUAUCUUCAACACCCAAUUCCGCCAAACACGCUCUCAUUCAAGAACACAUCACCCACCAAAUCUUUACUUCUCUGCAUUUACACAGACACAAAAUUCAUGGCGGCGGGGGCCGUAGAUUCUCUUGGGAUUAUCAAGAACGAUUCAAUUUUUCAGCAUUUUCAUCUUCGACCGGCGGCUGGAUCGAUGUGGUCGCCGGUGCUCCUAAAGAAUACGAGGAUGCCGAGUUCAUUGUUGUUAAUUUUUACCGAUUUGUUUUCGUACAAAACCCUGAAGAGGAGGUUUUAAGACACCUGUCCUUCAUGCAGGGUCGUGAUAUACACGGUCGUAUAUACUUGAACGAGCAAGGGAUUAACGCGCAGUACAGUGGGCCGUCUAAAGAUGCCCUCGCGUAUGUCGAAUGGGUUAAGGAAGAUCACCGGUUUUCCGACAUUUUGAUUCAGAUUUCUCCAGCUACGAAUGGCCACGCUUUUCCGAAACUUAAGCUUCGGUACAAGCCAUCACUUGUACAGUUGGGAGAGGGUAUUUCACAUCUCCCUUUGCUCGACCAAUCAAUGCGAGCCACACCUCUUACACCAUCUGAAUGGAAGAGCAAACUAGAAAGAGUAAACAAUAUCGACAAUUCUUUAGAUACAGUAAAUUCCACCACCAACUGCAUUUUACUCGACGUGAGAAAUGGUUAUGAAUGGGACGUGGGCCACUUCCAAGGGGCUCAACGCCCGGAUGUCGAUUGCUUCAGGAGCACUUCUUUUGGCCUAUCUUCCGAAUCUCAAACAGAGGUUGUAGCUUCAGAUCCUUUAGCUAAUGUCGAUAGAGAGAAAACGGACGUACUGAUGUACUGUACUGGUGGAAUCCGCUGCGACGUAUACUCCACUAUUCUUAGACAACAGGGUUUCAAGAAUCUGUACACGCUAAAAGGAGGCGUUUCUCAUUAUCUAGAGAAAGAAGGUUCCACUGGAUGGGUCGGAAAUCUCUUCGUUUUUGAUGGCCGUCUCUCUCUACCGCCUUCUACCUACAAACCAGAAACCAAUGCCGAUACAAUCGGGAAGCAAAAAACGUCACAUUCUUUUGCUAAAUGCCACGUAUGUGGGUCCCACGUAUCCGAGCUUAGGCACCGGAACUGCGCAAACCUCGACUGCAACCUUCUCUUCCUAUGCUGUUUGAAAUGUGUGGAGGAUAUGAGAGGAUGCUGCUGCACAAAUUGCACGUCGGCAGAUCGGAUAAGGCCUGUGCUGAGAGGGCACCAAAGAUACAAAAAGUGGCAUACUUAUCGAGACCUUGAGCCAGUCGAAGGCUAAAUACCGUCCCGUUUUACUCUCUCUAUUCAACGACCUCUCGACAAGCAAAGUUCACGAUUGCUGGAGAUUUACAAGACACACUGAGUUAAUUUGCUCUGCAAUGUGUGGAACUUUGUUUGUACUGAAAAUGAUGAGCAUAGGUACUAGAAGGAAUUUUAACUUUCACCAAA
This is a messenger RNA of Erythranthe guttata (spotted monkey flower), 1596 nucleotides long. RefSeq names its product Rhodanese/Cell cycle control phosphatase superfamily protein. The record is from RefSeq and is a predicted model, not a curated record. NCBI's taxonomy places the organism in Eukaryota, Viridiplantae, Streptophyta, Magnoliopsida, Lamiales, Phrymaceae.